AUGUUUGUCAGAUUCCUCGCCACGGCAGCCAUUGCUGCCAGCCAGUUCGCCAUCUCUGCGACUGCCGCCGAGGCUACAACGCCGAAUCUGCUCAUCUUCUCCAAGACCGAAGGCUACCGCCAUAAGAGGCACGACUCUACGAUCUUCACCAAUGGAAGCCUGAGCGACUUUUCGACGCUGGUCUUUCUUUCUACUACCGGAAACUUCCUGAACGCAAGCGAGGCGGAUGCUUUGGACAAGUUCCUGCUCAACGGUGGUUCCUGGCUUGGCAUUCAUGCAGCUGGCGACUUUGGAGAUGAGUUCCCCGCGUGGUACACCAAGCUCGUUGGUGGACAGUUCAAGUCCCACCCUUGCGUCGACGAUUGGAUGUGCACCGAUGCCGAAUUAGAACGAUACCCUCCUGGUGGUAACAUCCGUCCGGAUAUUGUCACGAUUCAAGAUGCCACACACCCCUCCACUUCCGGCCUCCCUCUGAGCCACAACCGCACCGACGAAUGGUACUCAUACAAGACCAACGUCGCCGAGAACUCCAACUACACCGUGCUGGCUACCCUAGAGGAGACUUACAUUGACGAGAACACUCUCGUUGAGCCUCAACACAUGGACCCGCACCCUAUUGCUUGGUACUCCUUGUACGAGGGCAAGGCCAAGGCAUUCUACACUGGCAUGGGACACACCAACGAGACUUACUACGAAGAAUACUUCAUCAAGCAUUUGACUGGAGGUUUGGAGUGGGUUACCAGCGCCUAA
This is a messenger RNA of Colletotrichum karsti, 750 nucleotides long. Its product is annotated as glycosyl hydrolase. Bases 1 to 750 code for a protein of 249 amino acids. The record is from RefSeq and is a predicted model, not a curated record. NCBI's taxonomy places the organism in Eukaryota, Fungi, Ascomycota, Sordariomycetes, Glomerellales, Glomerellaceae. The transcript is spliced from 5 exons.